GAGUCGAAUAGGGAGGAGGAAGAGGACGGAGGGAAGAAGAGAAGGCAGGGUGAGGGAGGAGGCGGAGGGAGAGGAGCGCACGCGGCGAGAGCGCGGCCGGGUUCGCUGGUUGAGAGCGAAGAGGGGGUGUGCAUUGGCACCGAGAGGGACCCGGGGCCGCCGAGGGCGAUCGCAGCUUCGGGAGGUAGAGAGAGUGCAGGGCGCGGGCCCAGGAGGGUGGAGGAGUGAGCAUCAAACGGACUCUGGGGUGCACGGUCCCAGCCCCUGCAUCUCGGGAGCUGGGGCUCCCCUUCUGGGGACAGCCAGGCUGGAAGUCCCAGGAGGAGGGGAGGGAAGAGCUAGGGGGUCGGGCGCUGGGAAAGGGUCGCUCCGAGGCCUCUUGGAUGGGGGGUGCCGCUCGCCUGAGCGCCCCUCUAGCGCUGGUACUCUGGGCCGCACUGGGAGCGGCAGCUCACAUCGGACCGGCACCUGAUCCCGAGGACUGGUGGAGCUACAAGGAGAAUCUCCAGGGAAACUUCGUGCCAGGGCCUCCCUUCUGGGGCCUGGUGAAUGCUGCCUGGAGCCUGUGCGCAGUGGGGAAGCGGCAGAGCCCUGUGGAUGUGGAGCUGAAGCGGGUUCUUUAUGACCCUUUUCUGCCCCCGCUCAGGCUCAGCACCGGGGGAGAGAAGCUCCGGGGAACUCUGUACAACACCGGCCGCCAUGUCUCCUUCCUACCUGCAUCCCGACCUGUGGUCAACGUGUCUGGGGGUCCCCUUCUUUACAGCCACCGACUCAGUGAACUGCGGCUGCUGUUUGGCGCCCGGGAUGGUGCUGGCUCUGAACACCAGAUCAACCACCAAGGCUUCUCUGCUGAGGUGCAGCUGAUCCACUUCAACCAAGAACUCUAUGGGAACCUCAGCGCUGCCUCAAGGGGCCCUAACGGCCUGGCCAUUCUCAGCCUCUUUGUCAAUGUGGCUGGCAGCUCCAACCCGUUCCUCAGUCGCCUCCUCAACCGGGACACCAUCACCAGAAUCUCCUACAAAAAUGAUGCCUACUUCCUUCAAGACCUGAGCCUGGAGCUGCUGUUCCCAGACUCCUUUGGCUUCAUCACCUAUCAGGGCUCCCUCAGCACGCCUCCCUGCUCGGAGACUGUCACCUGGAUCCUCAUCGACAGGGCUCUCAAUAUCACCUCCCUCCAGAUGCACUCCCUGAGACUCCUGAGCCAGAAUCCCCCCUCCCAGAUCUUCCAGAGCCUCAGUGGUAAUGGCCGGCCCUUGCAGCCCUUGGCCCACAGAGCCUUGAGGGGCAACAGGGACCCCCGGCACCCCGAGAGGCGCUGCCGAGGCCCCAACUACCGCCUGCAUGGUAUGCCUAAUGUAUGCCCUCCUUCUCCGCGUCUUGAUAGUCUGCACUCAUUCCCAGUGGUGUCUCAGUGUGACACAUCCCUCGUCCUUUCUCACCUCUCCACACGGAACAGCGGGGCGCGACCCACCCUGUCUUUGCAGCUUAGUGUAAGGCCUGACACCCUAUUUUCCUUGUGGUACAAUUACAUACUGGUCCAUGCCUUCUGCCUACUGUCACUUGCCAAGAUGGUACAGUCCAAGUCACCCGUUUACAAAUGGUAUGACCCUACUUAGGGCUAUAGUCUUGACAGCUAUCCCUUUCUGAGAAUCAGCGUGGUACAAUCCCUGUCUUCCUUGCUGCCGCUAUGGUUCUGCCCCGGGAAAUGUUGUCUCUUGUCUGGUGUCUCAACAUGGUACAGCCCAGAUGACCAUAUCCUCUUCAUGUGUUACUGCCUUUAUGCAAACCAACCUAAUCUGCACGUCCCGAGUGGCCUUCUUCCCUCCCUAAAUGGUCUGGCCCAGGAGCUGUCCAUUUCCCCCAACUUGGUACAUUCCAUCCCCCCCAGCAGCCCGACAGUAGUAGAGCCCUGUGCGUUCAGCUCCCACAGCCCUCAAGCUGGUGCUUUC
Molecule: messenger RNA, 1949 nt
Organism: Apodemus sylvaticus (European woodmouse)
Lineage: Eukaryota; Metazoa; Chordata; Mammalia; Rodentia; Muridae
Gene: Ca11
Product: carbonic anhydrase 11
Exons: 8
Coding region: 384-1616 (410 amino acids)
Molecular function (GO): zinc ion binding; carbonate dehydratase activity
Source: RefSeq, a predicted model, not a curated record